AGCUGAUGAUCAUGUCAUACGGUGGUAGAAUGAACGGUGCUUUUGUAGUACUUCUCUGCAUGGUAUCAUGUAUUAUUCAUGUUGCCGAGAGCAGUCAUUGUACGGCGAGUGGGCCCUUGCCUGAUGGAUUCGUUUACGACGCAACACUCAAUUCUUGCUAUUAUUUUAUGUACAUUUCCACUGGGACAUGGUUGGAGGCUGAUGGAGCUUGUAAUCGAAUGCAUUCUAAACUUGUCGCAAUAGAGAGUGCAGCAGAACAGACAUACAUUUGGAAUAAAAUAACAGCGGAUGGCCAAAACUCAAAAACGUUUUGGACAGGAGGCAACAACUUUGGUCCCCAGUGGAGAUUGAAUCGUCCAGGUGCUACCUCUCUGAACAUUGUCACUUACUCUAACUGGAAUGCGGGUGAACCAAACAAUCCCCUACUUGAACACUGUUUGGAAUUAUCAACAGGAGGGGGAUGGAAUGAUGUUCCAUGCGAAUCGAGACGCUUCUAUAUCUGCGAAUUGAAUUAAACAUGUAAUUCAUAUAUUCUUUCAAUAAAAUUGGUG
This is a messenger RNA of Owenia fusiformis, 551 nucleotides long. The record is from the annotation of a GenBank genome assembly. NCBI's taxonomy places the organism in Eukaryota, Metazoa, Annelida, Polychaeta, Sabellida, Oweniidae.